Molecule: messenger RNA, 1911 nt
Organism: Nothobranchius furzeri (turquoise killifish)
Lineage: Eukaryota; Metazoa; Chordata; Actinopteri; Cyprinodontiformes; Nothobranchiidae
Product: gamma-crystallin S-1
Biological process (GO): lens development in camera-type eye; visual perception
Molecular function (GO): structural constituent of eye lens
Source: RefSeq, a predicted model, not a curated record
AAGAGCAAGUCACCCCCAAAUCACAUUUUUUUUGCUGAUAAACUAUAUAAAGGAGUGUCUAAUCAUGCUACAGACACGUGUAGUCAAUAAUUUGGCAGUUCAGUGCAUCUUGGUUAAAAUUCAAAUAUUCUGCCUAAAACUGUCAGUGUUGCGCCGUCGUCAGGGGAAAAUUCUGCACUGUAUUUGAAUUUAAAUCUGCCACCGCUAUUGGCUAAGAGGUAUGCUAUGAUGUCAUCUGGUAUAUUAUGAUGUCAUAAUGCCAUUGUGAGCCUGUGUGUGUGUGUAUUUGUUAGCGGCUCCGCCCUCUUGGUCUGCCAAGCAACAGCAUUUGUUGCAUUUUUCAAACAUGAAGUGGGAGUGAAGUAAGUUUCUUGUAGGGGGUGACUUGCUCUUUAAUAAAAGAGUGAACCAUCUUUGGGGCUGCAACAGAACCAUCAGGUGACAUGGUCAUAAGAACCAAACAUAGUCCUGUAGUCUUCUGUUCCAUGACUCGGACUAGAGCCACCAAGUCACUAAACUCAACCAGUCCUUCAGAUGAAGACAAAUCUACAUGUAUGGUACUUUUUCUCUUUACAAACCCCCAUCAGUCGCAGGGAUCGAACAGCUGAUCUUGUUGGGUGUGAAAGGGUUUUGUUGUGCCUGAGUCCUUGCUGCCUUGCCGCUGGGUGACUGACUCAGCUCUAAACCCAGGUGUCCUGCAGUGCCCCUGUUGUUGUCAGCACGCUCUGCUGCAUCCACCGGUGCUUUGCACUUUGUGUUUUGCUUUGUUUGACAAGUCAUUGUUUCAGAACAAUGUGAUCAGCCUGGAUAAAUAUUUGAUUCGCUAAUUGAAAAAUCCAGCUGACACAAAAGCCAACCAUGUGCUUGGUUUUAUUGUUCUAGUUGUGUAUGAAGAGAACACUGGAGGUGGCUGCUUUAAAGCUUUGUUUCACACAGUCAAACCUUUUGGUAUUAACCAUGGAGAAGGUACUCGCUCAUGUGUAUUUUCUGUAUUUGUACAUGUUUUUGGACUGUUUUGACGAAACACUUCUGCUUUCAGAUCGUUUUCUACGAGGAGAGAAAUUUUAAGGGUCGCUACCACGAGUGCAACAACAACUCCAGCGACCUGCACACGUACGUGAGCCGCUGCAAUUCCAUCAAGGUGUCAGGAGGCUUCUGGGUAGUCUAGGAGAGACCAAACUGCAUGGGCCACCAGUAUGUUCUGAGUCCUGGAGAGUAUCUGGAUUACCAGUACUGGCUGGGCAUCAGCGAAGCCAUAAGGUCCUGUCGGGUCAUCAGACACGUUGGGAAUUCAUGGAGGAUGAAGAUUUGGGAGAAGCCCAACUUUGAGGGCGAGUCCAUGGAGCUGUCGGACAACAUGCUGCCUUCCUUCCACGAGCACUGGCAGAGCCGAGACGUCCCCUCCUGCAAAGUGUUGGAAGGGGCCUGGAUCUUCUUCGAGCAGCCCAACUACAGGGGGCACCAGUUCCUUCUGGAGAGGGGCGAGUACAGGCGCCACUCCGAGUGGGGCAGCAGGCAGCCCGGUGUUGGGUCCAUCCGCCGGGUCAAAAACUGAACGGUGCAAAUAAAGAAAUAAAAUCACAAUACAAACGUAAUCGAGUCAAAUCUCAUUUCUUCAGUCUGAGCCGUGGUCCUUCAUCGUUACCGUUACAGAGGAAACUGUUUACGACAAACACAAAGAGAAUCGAUGUUUGGGCGUUAAACAGAUCCCCAGAGUUAGGCUAACAUCAGGCAGGUGUGUGGCCUAAAGGUGAUUUUGUUUCAUCACCUAAACUUAAACAAGAACCAGCAGGAUACUCCCACACCUUCCAUCGCCAGACUGGGACCGGCUGCCAGCCCCGACCUGCCCCUAUAAAGGCCCAGAGCUGAAACAAUGGCAGAAUCUGCUGGUGGCUCAUUUGAAUGACAGUA